Messenger RNA from Epinephelus moara (kelp grouper), 1414 nucleotides. RefSeq names its product 3-hydroxyacyl-CoA dehydratase 1 (gene hacd1). Gene Ontology annotation, cellular component: endoplasmic reticulum membrane. NCBI's taxonomy places the organism in Eukaryota, Metazoa, Chordata, Actinopteri, Perciformes, Serranidae. Bases 57 to 785 code for a protein of 242 amino acids. The transcript has 7 exons. Gene Ontology annotation, biological process: sphingolipid biosynthetic process; very long-chain fatty acid biosynthetic process; fatty acid elongation. The record is from RefSeq and is a predicted model, not a curated record. Gene Ontology annotation, molecular function: 3-hydroxyacyl-CoA dehydratase activity.
CUCACAGCCCCAGCUGUCAGCUCCCUUCCUGACUUCCCCACCCUGCCCCCGGUACCAUGGCGUCCAGCGAGGAGGACGGCACGGUUGAGGAGAAGGAAAACAACAACAAGAAGAGAACGAAAAGCGCCCUCGCUACCGCAUGGCUCACCUUCUACAACAUCGCCAUGACCGCCGGGUGGCUGGUUUUGGCCAUGGCAAUGAUUCGCUUCUACAUCCAGAGAGGCACACACAAGGGUCUGUACAGGAGUAUAGCAAGGACACUCAAGUUUUUCCAGACCUUUGCAUUAGUUGAGGUGGGACAUUGUGCCAUAGGGAUUGUGAGGACUUCUGUGAUUGUAACCGGGGUUCAAGUGUGUUCACGGAUUUUCAUGGUUUGGUUCAUCACCAACAGCAUCAGACAGGUCCAGAAUGAAGAAAGCGUAAUCCUAUUCCUGGUCGCGUGGACACUGACAGAGAUUACCAGAUAUUCCUACUACACAUUCAACCUGCUCCACCACCUGCCGUACUUCAUCAAAUGGGCCAGAUACAAUCUCUUCAUCGUCUUGUACCCUCUGGGAGUCGUCGGGGAACUGCUGACCAUUUAUGCUGCUCUGCCGUUCGUACGCAGAUCUGGAAUGUACUCCAUGAGGCUCCCUAACAAGUAUAACGUGUCCUUCGACUACUACUACUGCCUCAUCAUCGUCAUGUUGUCCUACAUCCCACUGUUUCCUCAGCUCUACUUCCAUAUGCUGCGGCAGAGGAGGAGGGUGCUUCUCGGGGAGGUCAUAGUAGAGAAGGACGACUAGACAAGCCACCACCUCAUGCCUUCGUUUGAGCCAGCCCGCCUCUACCAUCACCAUCACCAUCACUUCCCCCUACUCCAUCUCCACCUCCAUCUUUAGCACCAAUCGGCCGUUACAUUCUUCAUAGCACGGGACCGGAAGAGCCACACAGAUGACGACCCGUCUGACGAGAGCGAUCAUCAGGAAGAAAGGAGUUCAUCAGCACUGAGCAAUAAUAACUGAUCCUACGUCUUUAUAGGAUUGAUUCCUAUCUGAAUGGUAAUAUUGGAAACAUGUUUACAGUCCCAGUGUUGCUGGAGCUUGAGACAGAAGCCUCGAUGUUGUGUCUCAGCACAGAGUCCUUUAUUCGCCCACCAGCCUUACUGCGCCUUGUUGCACUGACAAACAUGAGCCACAACACCUGUGUGAAGGAGAGAAAGGUUCCAGGGAAAUGUGAAAUGAAACAUGAGUGGAAGAUUGUAAGUUGUGUCUCCUGAAGUGUCCCCACAACCAUCCCAAUUGGCAGUUUGAUUAUCUUCUAAGUGUAUUCCACCGCGGUGAUUUUAUAGAGUGGUUGUACAAAACAAGGCUUUAAAAAAGAGAAAAUAUUUAUAGUUUUAUCAUACCUCAACAAUAAAUCCACAUUUAGACAA